CGCUAGAUGAUCCUGGCGGCCUUUUGUUGUUGUCCUUUGUCUCUUCCCCCGAGUGCUGUCGCGUACACAGUAUCUUUCUUACCCAUUUCCCCCCUGGUGCCCCUGGGUUGCCCGUUGACGUCUCCACCAACGGAAUCUCAUCCAGGCACCAACUUGCCGGCUCCCUUGCGGAUCUUUCUUCUUGCGCCGGGAUUUCCUGUGCGCUCUACCAUGUGAAUGACGCCCAUCCGAUGAUGGCUACUAGCUUCGCAGGCACAUAACAUUCCUUUCGUCGAUAUGGUACACUUUUCUGCUGAGACGGGCCUCAAGGCCUCGGUGGGGGUCUUUCUCUUGAGCUGCACAUUUCUCUCGACAUCCUACAAUACCACUUUCGCUUUUGACCAUCCCCUCAACUCUGCCGCAUUAGCCUGCUUUUUGGCGGGAACCUCUCUGUUGAUUCUGAGCCGAUUCAUACAUCGCAUACCCAAGAUUCCCUCUUCUGCACCAAAAUAUUCCGCCAUCCCACUCACCGAACGGGAUCCGCCCCUCGAAGAGCCAUUCUCGCCGGUCAGCUUGAGCAGCAAUAGCAGCCUUACCCUCACCCGCCCGCGCAACUCGGCGCGAUGGAUCAAAAGAGGUUUACUCUCGGUGCUUGGAGGCUUACGGAUUGCUUUGUAUCGUGAUAUAACUGCCAACAUUGAAUGCGCACCUGAUGGUUAUGCGUAUUCAAUUCCUUUCUUCGUGGCCCUUUAUGAUUACUGGCGAAACCAACGCAGCCGACCGACUCCGAUAUGGACCACCCUGGAAGACCCACAGAAUGCGCACCUCCGUGCGAUAGUCACAUUUGUUAGUCGCGUGCAUUCCUUCCUCUUUCGGAGCCGCUGGAGAUAUGUCAUACCAGCAUUCUUUCUCCUGACAAGCGGCUACAUCACCACAACUUUUGGGGAUGGCAUGCAGUCAACUUACAUCUGCCCCAUCACCUCGGGUCAAUCUGCGCGCCUGCACGCUUUUAAGGUCCUGGCUGUCAUUUUCGACUCCUUGAUCUUGAUCGGCGCAGCUGAAUUAGCCAGCGAAGGAGUCCGAUCAGGAGACAACAGAAGGAAACACAGCCUGGUUUCCUGGGCCUACAGUCUACUGGGAGUCGCUGUGUUCUACACAAUCAUCGUGAUUGCUCUUACAGCUAGCUCCUACGAUGAAAAUGGUUUCCCCAGUGCUCAAUAUCUGCACAGUGCUGUGGGCCAAGGAGUAUUGGUGACAUGUGUGAUAGUGUCAGCAUCUCAACUGAUCCCAUACUACGGUAUUUCUGGGUUGGCUGUGCUGGCGGGCUUCAUCUCACUCUACUUUACGUGGGCAUCGACUCUGUUCAACGGACAGCACCCAUUCCCAUUGAUUCUCGCCUCCCGCGCUUUUGCUGCUCUCUUCUUCAGUUUCUUAGGGGGGCUAUCGUUUCUUUACGCUCGAACAGCUUCAGAGGAGGAGCCGCAAUUCUUGUACCGAUUCAACAUUGCCAUGCGACUUAUCUUCGCUUUAUUGUCUGCAAUCGGUCUUAUUCUGGUCGCCCAACAACAUAGCGCCGCUCAUCUGCAUCCCAUCGAUCUGCUCGUGUAUGAGGGCAGACAACAUCACGAUCAAUGGUUUGCACGGGCCAACAGCAGUCAGGGUCUUGCCGAUGCUGUUAUGAAGUACCGAGCGCAAUAUAAUCAACAUCCACCACCGAACUUUGACAAAUGGUACGAAUAUGCCGUCAGCCGAUCUUCCCUUGUUAUCGACGAAUUCGACCAGAUUUACACGGACCUGUUGCCCUUCCGUGCAUUGCCACCGGCGCAGAUCCGCGAACUGACACAGAAGCUGGCCACGAAUCCUUACAACGAGAUUGGCGCGAUCAGCAUCCGCAACGGCAAAGCUCGAGUUCAGGAGGGCAUCAAGCCAACCCAUGCGUGGAUGGUGAUCAGUGCCGCCAAGAUGAUUGAGAAAUUCUCCGAGUACCUUCCCGACAUGGACCUCGCUUUCAACCUAAACGACGAGCCUCGGGUUUCAGUUCCCUGGGAGAAAAUAUCGGUACUACGACACCAAGCGAAGUCAUCCGGCGUACCCCCCGAGGACAGUAUCCAGACCGGGUGGUCGGCUGACCGCGGUGACCAAUGGGGUCCGAUCGAGCCCGCCGACCAGACGAAAGAGACCCUGUUUGUCGACAACUCCUUCAAGAACAUCUUUGAUCGCUACGUGGGCUCCAUCUGCCCGCCCUCUUCAACGGCCCGCUCGCAACGCAUCUGGGACCGGCGACACCUAUGCCUCAGCUGCAUUCGCCCUCAUUCAUUGGGGGGCUUUCCGUCCGACUGGACUGCUGCCACCGAUAUCUGCCACCAGCCAGACCUUACGUCUCUGCAUGGGUUCCUCCUCUCCCCCGCCUCAUUCAAAGUCGCGCAGGACUUGACCCCCGUCUUCAGCCAGAGCACGAUCGCGGGCUUCAAUGACAUCAUCUUCCCUAGCCCAUGGAACUAUGUCGACAAGAUUGAAUACAAACCGUCGCCUGAAAAUCCGGACGCAAACUAUACCGAAAAAACCAACACCCUCUUCUGGAUCGGCAGCACUUCUGAGGGAACCAGCCAGCAUGGCGAAUGGAAAGGCAUGCCGCGUCAGCGCCUCGCCCACCUCGUCAACAACAACACCUUCAAUAAGGUCUCGGUCUUUCUCCCGACCAACGAAACUGACACUUACCACUACGAGAUCCUAGACGGCCGCGUCCCGUCCGACACCCUGCACCUUGACACGACGGUCAAUGUCAUCGACCCGAUUGUUCGGUGCCGCCAAAAAGACUGCGAUGAUCAACGCAAGGAACUCAGUCCGGGAUCCCGGGUCGACUUCCAAUCCCACUGGCAACACCGGUAUCUAUUCGACUCGGACGGCGCAGGGUUUAGCGGCCGAUUCCUGCCUUUCAUGCAGAGCCACAGUCUCCCGUUCAAGACGGGUCUGUUCCGACAGUGGUUCGACUCGCGCAUCACUCCCUGGCUGCACUUUGUGCCAAUUGAUCUCCGUCUCCACGGGCUCUGGAGCACAUUGGCCUAUUUUGCUGGAGUAGAUUCCACAGUGAGCGUGGAUGGGGUGUCCAGACGAGUCACUAUCCCGCCGCACGACAUCGAAGGUGAGUGGAUUGCCGAGGAGGGUCGCCAAUGGGCUCAACAGGCUCUCCGCAAGGAAGACAUGGAGAUUUACUUUUUCCGGCUACUGCUCGAAUGGGGACGAUUAACCGAUGACCAGCGAGAUUUGCUGGGGUAUCGACUAUAG
Messenger RNA from Aspergillus sclerotioniger CBS 115572, 3264 nucleotides. RefSeq names its product putative capsular associated protein. The transcript has 7 exons. The record is from RefSeq and is a predicted model, not a curated record. Lineage: Eukaryota; Fungi; Ascomycota; Eurotiomycetes; Eurotiales; Aspergillaceae. The coding region runs from base 277 to 3264 and encodes 995 amino acids.